UCCAGUCGUAAUGGCGCUAUACUUAACGCUAUUUCCCUUAAUUAUAGCUAUUGUUAUAAAUGUAAAGGUCGAUGAUGCCUUCAUUAGAAAUAAAAGAGGAAAAGAGCUCCCGCACUAGUUUACGCGGACGGAUAUGAGCUCUAGAAGGAGCUCGUGCUCGCUGAGAAGAGGCGUACUGCGGCCUGUUACCGGCGAUGUACGUGGUAGGAGACAGAAGAGACAUGCUGGAGACAAAGGGCUCCCUCUACCUCCGCUCCGGUCACAUGCACUAUGAUAAGCCCACCAAGGUGUCUGGAUGGCAUCAGAGUCGUGAGGCUGAACCUAAAGAUUAUGAUGUCAGUGAAGCCCCUCUAGGCAAGAAGAACUUGUGUUACUCUACCUAUAGACGACUUGGAAAUAUCAGCAAUGAAGACUGGAACACCACAACUGAACAGCAGCUAUCACAGGUUCAUCUUAAGGGGGAUUAUGAAGUUAGAGAUGUUCACAAGAAAAUGGUCAAUGAAGACAAUCUUGAUACGCUGAAUCUUAAAAGGGAGACUGGACUUCCAGAUAGUGGAUUUGGAGCUGUUUUGCCACAUCAUAGUAAAGAUUAUAACAAAAUGCACUUGGAUACAACCUAUGGUGUUGACUACAUGGCUCCUUUACAGUACACAUCAUCUCUUGUUAAAGAUCCAGAGGUUUCAGACUAUUGUUCUGCCUUCAAGAAAUGCCAUUCCCAAUUUACGGACACAGCAGACUACAGGAGGCCUGGGAGAAACACCUGGCAAGAUGAAAGUGGCAUAUAUGCCAAUAGCGGAAUGAGACAAAGGUUAUUUAAACCAUCCUGCCCCAUCACACCACAUCUUUGACGAUAAAAUACAAUCCUAUAUUAACCUACAGAUUUUAUUAUACUUUGAAUUAGAAUUCUCAGAUUAUUACAUAUUCAUAAUAUAAAACACUUGAAAGCAUGACAUUGAAAUUGUCUUUUUUAUGUAGAUUGAAUGUGCUCAGCCACAACAUUUACAUGAUUCUAACUAGAUAAACAUGAAAUUAAAGCUUUGUAGCAUAUAACUAAAAUGGCACCGAUAACCUACCCAGAGUUUCUUUUAGGGAUAUGCCACUCUGUUAGUAAACACCACUUUAUCAUACUUAUCUACUGCACCUAUCAAGGACAGUAGAAAUGAGGUAAAUUGAGAGAGUGUGAACUUUAUAUCCUAUGCUGAGCGUGAAAGUACAAGUAAAUACAUUGGAUGAGUAUACUUAAAGGGGUACUCCCAUGGAAAAAAAAAUUUUUUAAAUCAACUGCUACAAAGUUAAACAGAUUUGUACAUUACCUCUAUUAAAAAACAUAAUCCUUCC
Messenger RNA from Hyla sarda, 1338 nucleotides. It is a transcript of the gene CFAP95, whose product is annotated as cilia and flagella associated protein 95. The record is from RefSeq and is a predicted model, not a curated record. Lineage: Eukaryota; Metazoa; Chordata; Amphibia; Anura; Hylidae. The coding region runs from base 195 to 848 and encodes 217 amino acids. Gene Ontology annotation, cellular component: plasma membrane. The transcript is spliced from 6 exons.